AUGAACACCCCGAGGCUCCUGCUCGCCAGCGGCGUGGUGCCAGGCAACGGCGCCGUCGGGCGCGGCCUCUCCGACCACACCUACGCAGGCCAGACGUACAAGAUGCCGACUGGCUCCACGAGGAUCGGCGUCUUCCCGUACUCCCCGCCCCUCGCGGCCGCCAUCGAGGCGUACGCGGCGAACAGGAGCGGCGGCCUGGCGCAGUUCGGGCCCCUCCUCGUGGCCUUCUGGCGCAGCCCGAACACGACCGGCGCAGCGGAGGACUACGACGUGGAGAUCUGGGUGGAGCCCUCCGAUAACCGACGGAGGUCACGCUGUCAUUCUCGCUCAUGCGCCCCACGUGCUCCAGUGCAGACUUGGUGCUGA
Prorocentrum cordatum is the source of this 366-nucleotide messenger RNA. Lineage: Eukaryota; Dinophyceae; Prorocentrales; Prorocentraceae. The record is from the annotation of a GenBank genome assembly.